Porites lobata is the source of this 7290-nucleotide messenger RNA. The record is from the annotation of a GenBank genome assembly. Lineage: Eukaryota; Metazoa; Cnidaria; Anthozoa; Scleractinia; Poritidae.
CAAAGCAAGAUGGCGGAGAGUUCAGGUGAUGAAGAUUGUACUGAAACAGAUUUUGUCUUUUAUCGCGAUCGAGAAGAAUGGAAGGAUGUCACUCCUGUUGAGCAAGAUGAUGGGCCUUAUCCAGUAGUUAGAAUUGCCUACUCUGAGAAAUGUAAGUAUCGGUAAUUUUCACGUUGUUGUGCGUGGCUUUAGUCUAUGCAACCCAAAUUCAAAUUAAACGACGGUUUUGUGUCGCGGUUACAAUUUAAAAAAUUCUGAUCAAAAUCUUUUUCUCCCCACGGCAAAUACUGGAGCUUAUAAAAGAAGCUUCGCUUUUAGAGGAGUUCUUUCAUGUAGCGCCCUGAAACUAGAGCCGAAGCAAGAGAAUUCUUAAGCUGCUUUAAGUUUCACUCUGUGGGGUAGUACUUGGUGUAAGACUGCCCAAAAUGUCCCGGGCCACCGCCCACCGCUGUCAGUGCUGUAGUGGCUGUACCCUAGUAGACGCAAUGACACCUGUAGUGGCUGUAGUAGCUGUAGUACCUGUAGUACCUGUAGUAGCUGUAGUAGCCGUAGUACCUGUAGUAGCUGUAGUAGGUGUAGUACGUGUAGUAGCUGUAGUAGCUGUAGUACCUGUAGUACCUGUAGUACCUGUAGUAGCUGUAGUAGCUGUAGUAGCCGUAGUACCUGUAGUACCUGUAGUAGCUGUAGUAGCCGUAGUAGCUGUAUUAGCUGUAGUACCUGUAGUACCUGUAGUAGGUGUAGUACCUGUAGUACCUGUAGUAGCCGUAGUAGCUGUAGUAGCUGUAGUAGGUGUAGUACCUGUAGUAGCCGUAGUAGCUGUAGUAGCUGUAGUAGCCGUAGCACCUGUAGUAGGUGUAGUAGGUGUAGUAGCUGUAGUAACUGUAGUAGCUGUAGUAGCCGUAGUAGCCGUAGUACCUGUAGUAGCUGUAGUAGCUGUAGUAGCCGUAGCACCUGUAGUACCUGUAGUAGGUGUAGUAGCUGUAGUAAGUGUAGUAGCUGUAGUAGCCGUAGUAGCUGUAGUAGCCGUAGUAGCUGUAGUAGCUGUAGUACCUGUAGUAGCUGUAGUAGCUGUAGUAGCUGUAGUACCUGUAGUAGGUGUAGUAGCUGCAGUAGCUGUAGUAGCUGUAGUAGCUGUAGUACCUGUAGUACCUGUAGUAGCUGUAGUACCUGUAGUAGGUGUAGUACCUGUAGUAGCUGUAGUAGCUGUAGUAGCCGUAUGUAGUAGCGGUAGUAGCUGUAGUACCUGUAGUACCCGUAGUAGCUGUAGUACCCGUAGUAGGUGUAGCCCUGUAGUAGCUGUAGUAGCUGUAGUAGCCGUGGUAGCGGUAGUAGCUGUGGUACCUGUAGUGCCUGUGGUACCUGUAGUAGCUGCUGUACCUGUAGUAGCUGUAGCAGCUGUAGUACCUGUAGUAGCCGUGGUGGCUGUAGUAGCUGUAGUACCUGUGGUACCUGUAGUGGCCGUAGUAGCUGUGGUGCCUGUAGUAGCUGUAGUGCCUGUAGUAGGUGUAGUACCCGUAGUAGCUGUAGUAGCUGUAGUAGCCGUGGUAGCGGUAGUAGCUGUAGUACCUGUAGUACCUGUAGUGCCUGUAGUAGCUGCUGUACCUGUAGUAGCUGUAGCAGCUGUAGUACCUGUAGUGGCCGUGGUGGCUGUGGUGGCUGUAGUACCUGUAGUACCUGUGAGUGGCCGUGGUGGCUGUAGUAGCUGUAGUAGCUGUAGUAGCUGUAGUAACUGUAGUAGCUGUAGUAGCUGUAGUACCUGUAGUACCUGUAGUAGGUGUAGUACCUGUAGUAGCUGUAGUAUCUGUAGUACCUGUAGUAGCUGUAGUAGCUGUAGUACCUGUAGUAGCCGUAGUACCUGUAGUACCUGUAGUACCUGUAGUAGUACCUGUAGUAGCUGUAGUAGCCGUAGUAGCUGUAGUAGCUGUAGUACCUGUAGUACCUGUAGUAGCUGUAGUAGCUGUAGUAGCUGUAGUACCUGUAGGUCAAGAAUGGGCAAUCAUGGAAUUACCUAUAAUAUUAUUUACAUGAACCAUCAGCAGGAAAUUAUUUAAUAACUUCAGGCAUGGGAAGUGGCAGGCAAGAAGUAAAGUAAGGGGGAGAAGAAAAACCCAACUACUCCCUCAUUUAAUGUAACCAUGAUUAUAUUAUGUUAUUCAAUAUUUUCAGUUAAAGACGUGUUUGACUACUUCAGGGCUGUUCUGCUAGCAGAUGAAAGAAGUGAUCGUGCUCUUGAACUGACUGAAGAUGCUAUAAGUCUUAAUGCUGCCAAUUAUACUGUGUGGUUAGUGCCUUUUAAAAUGGUUAUUUUUGUUCUGGCAUAUCAGGUCUCAAUAAUCAGCAGGCCUCUUCCCCUCCUUCUUCCAGUAGUAAUCUGCAAAUGUUUGACAGAAUGGUAGUUUGAUAUCCAUCAAUUCCAAGACACUUCUUGUUAAGGUUUCACAGAGCAUCAAAUCAGGGUUUGCACACGCCUUGAAAGUCCAUGAAUUUUAAAAUAAAAAUUCAAGGCCUUGAAAGUCUUUGAAUUUCAAUGCUAACGUUAUAGUUUAAGUAGAACUCCAAACGAAAAGGAGUAGUAAACACAGAAAAACCUUCGGGAGAAAAUUAGUCAUGGUGUGGAAGAACUAAAAAAGGCAUAGACUCAAGGCUCUUAUUUGUACUGAACAGAGUCCUUGAAAAAUGGGAAAUAUGUCCUUGAAAGUCCUUGAAAAGUCCUUGAACGUUUUGUUCUAAAAGGGUACGAACCCUGUCAAAUACAAACAAAGAUUAGCAAAAUACCCAGAUGAAAAGAAGAAUCUAAAGCUUGAUAUUGUAAACGGUUUUAUUGGGUUUGACUGUAAGGGUAGGCAUUUGGUUUUGGUGCCAGGAUGGUUCCUUCUUUUUACCACUAUUGGUAGUGAUUUCAUUUUGAUUUCUGGCAAACAAAGGUAAUAUUGUUUUGAGGAAAAGAGAGAAGAGUGGAGGGGAGGGGAGGUUUGUAGCUCCUCACUUUCAAAGACUGUUGUGCCAUCCCUAUGUCUGGACCACUGAGUCUCGCUAGCAGACUGAUGAUAUUUGAAUGCUGUGACUGGUAGCAGCAAGGGGUAUCACUAUUUUUUUGACAGAAGCAGGUUACGUAAGGUUGAGCAGGCAAGGAAAGCUGAACCAUUUGGCUUUUCCAUUUUGUUUGAAGAUGGCUACUGUGAUCAGAUUAUACUGCUGCCAUUUCCUGGGUUCCUGCUUACUCCUGGACAGGAGUAGCAUCUAACUUAAAAUUUUCCCUUUCAUUUUGAUAUUAUGGAGUGGGGGCCAUGGUUACUUCAAUAUUCUGUAUACUGUAAAGCUGUUAAACACUUUUGCCCAGUUAGUUCCAAGAGGCCCUGGAACACUUAGACACCCUAAUAAUAAUAAUAAUGAUAAUAAUAAUAAUAAUAAGUAAGUUGAGUAUGAUUGUCCGGGUGAACGUAGUCUUGAAUAGGACUGUUGUUGACAGUGACUGAUGUUUCGACAACCUGUUUGGUAAUCAUCUUCAGAUGAGUCCAAUUGAGUUGUAUGAUGUCAGUUGAUGGUUUUAAACUCUGGUUGUUGACCUGAUUGGUCAAGUAAGUCGUGAUGUUAUUGGUCGUCUGUCAGUUAAGCCCCGAUCUUAUUGGCUGUGAAGACUCGAAAAGUCAUUGGUGUGUUUUGAUCCUUCUAUUGUCAGAGUUAAACAGUUGUUUAUUGUUAGUCAAAUUGUUGGUUGUCCAGUCAUUCGAUUAUUGCACAGCUUGUUGAAAUGUCAGUCACUGUCAACAAUAGUCCUAUUAAGGACAAUGUUCUCCUGGAUGAUCAUACUCAACUUACUUAUGAAAUGACUCCUGGGUUCAAACCUUUCACAUUAAUAAUAAUAAUACAGUAAUAAUAAUAAUAAUAAUAAUAAUAAUAAUAAUAAUAAUAAUAAUACACCUUGUCCUGGAAAUUAUUGUGUCAACUGUGACUACCUUAGUUUAGAUCAAAAGUUGGAAAAUAAUGGCACUGUUUCUUGGGCAGCACAAACCUGAAUAGAUAUUUUAAACGGAGGGAUGAUGCCAAAUGGAGAGAUUUAUCAAUGUGUUUUUUCACUUGUUGAAGGCAUUUUCGUCGUGUUUUGCUGAAGUCUUUGAAUAAGGAUUUAAACAGCGAGUUGGAAUUUGUAGGACAAGUCAUUAAAGAGCAACCAAAGAACUACCAAGUGUGGUGAGUUGUAUUCUUAAGUUUCUGAAAGUGGAACUUACUACACCCCUGGGUUUCACUUAUGCCAACUAGGACCUGCAGAUUUUAAUUCCUUAACCCAGGGCUAACUGUCACUAAUGGCUGGCAGCUGGGGAAAAUUCCAUCUUUUAUAGGAAAAAAAAGGGAAAAAAGAACCAAAGAACUUCUUAGCCUUUCAUUCCUCAACUACUAGAUGUAUAUACUUGGUACCUUGAAAUUUUAGUGACAGCUCUGCCCCAACCACUUUAGGGCUGCCAUUGGUUUAAUUUUUAUCAUGUCUCAGUCUGUGAUCAUCAGAAUUUUGCCAUCAAUCUCUUAACCAGUAACUAGACCUCUACUAGCACUCAUAAUGACCAUUAGCCAAGUGAACCAGGGCCACCCUUUUUUCUGUGAAAAUUAUUUUGUAUAAAUUUUAAUGAAUUCUCAAAAAAAAGGUAUAUAUACAGCUGCCACGAGUCCUGCCCCCCUCCCUUUUCUGAACUUUCUGGAUCUGCCCCUGUUGUUUGUAAAUUAAUAAACUGGAGUCCAGCUCUCCAUUACAUAGUGAGCAUCUCUCAAAACAGCCUCUAAGUGCUGUCCUGACAGCCAUUGUGUCAACAAUCUUGGACAAAAAUGUUAAGAAAAAUGGACUUACUGUCAUGUCUAGUUUCAAGAUAAAGCUCUUAAAAGCACGAACAACUACAAGUUCUCUCCCCUUCCCCCCAAAAGGCAAUCUUGAAGUCCAGCUGGAUCAUUUCUGUUCCCGACUUGACACGAUUGACCAUUGGUUGGGCAAGGGGAGGGAAGGGGCCAUGGUGCUAUCAAAUCUGUGGGAUAGGCAUUUUGUGGUUAAGAAAGUGAAAAAUUCUUAACACUUUUUGUCUUAUUUUUAUGAUCAAAAGAUCAGCCUUACAACUUCUUGUUUUUCUUUUACAGGUAUCACAGAAAAGUCAUAGUUGAAUGGCUCAAGGACCCACGUGAUGAGCUACAGUUCACAGAAGACAUUCUACAACUGGAUGCAAAGAACUAUCAUGCAUGGCAACAUCGACAGUGGGUCAUCAAAGAGUUUGGUUUGUGGGAGAGAGAACUGGAUUAUGUAGAUAAACUUUUGACAGAGGAUCUUAGAAACAACUCAGCUUGGAAUCAGAGAUAUUUUGUAAUUAGUCAAACCACUGGUUUUACCGAAGACGUUGUGGAUCGAGAAGUCAAGUAAGGAAGAUAAAUAUUUUUCACACUGUGAUUUACAUGUAGUUGUUGAGGAAUUUUUGGAGAUUUUUCUAAUUCAGCAUACUCGCUGUUUUGUUUUCUUUUAGAUUAACAAUGGAUCUAAUAAAGAGAGUACCAAAUAAUGAAAGUGCCUGGAAUUUCCUUAAAGGGUAUUUUACAUUCUACUUUUUCCAUGUAAAUUUAUGGUAUACUUUAAGAAAAACUGAAGCUUUCCUUGUUAAUAGAUGUGCUAACUCACAGCACUUGCAGCUUUUGCUCUUUAAAAUUCUUGCAAUUAUUGAUAUGAACAGCAUUGGAAGUUGAGAAUUCAGAAAUAUCAAAAUACUCUUGCCCAAAGCAUGGGAUACACAAAAAGCUUGAGACCACUAGAGAAUACCUGUACGUCAGUAAUAAUUUUUGAAAACACAAUGACCCUUUUAAGUUUGUGGAACAUGUUUCAAUGUUUCAAACAUCAUCUUCAGCCAUACAAGGUAUAAUACUAAUAGUGUACAAGUAAAAAGGUAUAUACAACUACCUUGUACCUUGUAUGGCCGAAGAUGAUGUUUGAAACAUCGAAGCAUGUUCCACAAACUUUAAAGUGUCGUUGUGUUUUUAAAAAAUUAUUGCUGCAUUUGUGUUAUCAAUGUCUGUCAGUUCUUUAGCUAGAACCUUCACUGGGUUUGUGAAAUAAUAAUAUGUGACAUGUAGGCCACAUUCUGGCAGGAUUAUAAAAUUAUGUCAAAGAGUCAUAUAUGAUAAGAAAUGAAGAAUGGUAACUUUGGAACUGCAGGUCUUCUGGAUAAAUAAUCUGGCCUUUCCUUCAAGACUUUUCAGCUAUUACUAUAGUUUUUAACCUUAUACCUGAGUGCAUGGUUCACAGAGUAUUUUGAUUUUGCAGUGUCCUCUCCAAGACUGGACUUAGUAAAUAUCCAGGCUUAAAAAGUACACUAUUAGAAAUGUUCAGUGGUGGAAUUGAUUCCCCAUACUUGAUGUCAUCACUAAUCAACAUCUAUGAAGAGGAGCUUAAGAGUGGAGUUGCUGAUUCAAAUUGCUUGGAUCAAGCUUUAGAGGUAGGCUGGUACUUGCAGUAUAUCCACAUUAUCUUAUCUUGAAUGAUCAAGACUGGAUUAAAAAAUGUGGACUCCCUUAGAGAGAGAGGUGUAGGGGUGGGGGAGUGGUAGAAAUGGAGAAACCCUUGUAAGAAGGUCAGAGAACUAUGUGCAGUGAUUUUGUGACCCCUGUUCCUUUGAUGCCCAAAGAUAGAGAUAAAAAAUAAUUCACAUUUGGGAAAAAAGAAAUGAGGAGUUUAUGAGAAUAAAAAUCUGCAGUAAACUAAAACCUAACUCAAGUCAAGUGAGCAAUAUUUUCUGCCUAUAUAACAGGUCCAGAAUUUUUUUUCCUGGAUGAAAAACAUGAAGUAUUACAAUGCAAAUACUCCCAUACUACAAUGAUUUUUUUCCUCGUCUUUUUCUUGAUAAUAUUAGCCUGUAAAAACAGACAUAUAUUAUUUCUGGUCAUCGCUUCUCUCUUUAGAGAAGUGACGACCGGAAAUACAUCUGUGUUCUCAGGCUAGAUAACAAUAAAAAAAGUAAAAAAAUAACACCCAAAAAAUUUUGCAAGCUUUGUUGGCAUUAUGGCAAAAAACUGUGAAGUUUGGAAUAGUGCUGAACGUUUACUGGCAUGAACAGAAUAAUGAGAAAUAUACUGACACAAUAAUUGACUGCAGUGCCUUGAUUGAAAAAUUAUAGCUUUCUUUUCCAGAUGAUUAUUUAAUUUGCUGCUGUUUAUUUUUUGUUUCAGCUGUGUCACAAACUUGCCACAGAUGUUGAUUACAUCAGAAGAGAGUACUGGAAUUACAUUUCUCGUACACUGAAGAGUAAAUUUGGUCCAACUCAAUAA